Molecule: messenger RNA, 7860 nt
Organism: Anguilla anguilla (European eel)
Lineage: Eukaryota; Metazoa; Chordata; Actinopteri; Anguilliformes; Anguillidae
Product: transmembrane protein 151A
Exons: 2
Coding region: 668-2413 (581 amino acids)
Source: RefSeq, a predicted model, not a curated record
UUCGGACCACAUUGCACAUGCUGGUCACAAACCCAAACGGUGCAUAACAUCAGAGAAAUCCUGUAUGUGCGCCUGCAGGUGAGUGACGUCAGUGAGACCGUUCAGCAAAGAAUGAGUAGGUGAAAUAAUGCCCACAGAGAGUCUGAGGAAAUCCGUGUAGCAUUUAACUUUAAAGAGGCAAAAAAUAAAACACUGAAAUUAAAUGGGUAAAUCGGCAAUAUCUGAUUAUGGAAGUUAAGUGAGGGGACGAGUACGCAGCCACCAGACUCUACCGUAACAGGAUCGGUCUCGAAGCAUCUUCAAGCCAGCCCUCCCUCGAGCUCAGAGCUCUUAUCCUAGCCUUACGACGGAGAAACGGACGCACCGCCCUACCUGCGCUUCGGUGGACCGACAACAUCAUUAGGUUAUUGUCGGACCAGGGAGGAGUAGAUGCAACAUUAAAAAAGACGCUGGAAUGAAAGAAGAAAAGGGGGGGGAGGAGGACAGGGAGAGUAUUUAGGUGAAGAUAAUGAAUGUUUGCCGCUGGUUCUGUUGUCCGAGAAGCGGAACAGGACCAGCGGAUGGGGUGAUAUACACGGCGAGGAGGUCCCGACGCUGGGCCGCCGGGUUUUGCGCCUCCCGGGCUGGUCUAUGGUGCUAACGGGAGAGAAUCCGAAGGGGAAGAAGAAUGGGGGACAGGGAGAGAAUGCAAGGAGUGACGGGGACAGCAGAAGCGCCUAAUAUUUCUGGGGGCGGGAGAGAGGAGCAGCGUCCUCUGAAGCAGUCUCUGACGGGCUCCCUGUGCCGGGAGUCGCACUGGAAGUGCCUCCUGCUGACGCUGCUCAUGUACGGCUGCUUCUGCACGCUGGCCUGGUGCGCGCUGUGCCGCGUGCCCGUCCUGGCGCCCGAGGACCCUGGCGGGGCCUACCACUACGGGGAGCGGGCGCGCCUCCAGCACGACAGCCCCUGCUCCAGCGGCUACGUCUACAUCCCGCUGGCCUUCCUGGCCAUGCUCUACGUGGUCUACCUGGUGGAGUGCUGGCACUGCUACUCCAAGACGGCCACGCUGGCGCAGGCGGAGGUGGCCGAGGUCUACGAGCGCGUGCAGCGGCUGCAGCAGGCCACGCCCUGCAUCUGGUGGAAGGCCAUCAGCUACCACUACGUGCGGCGGACGCGGCAGGUCACCCGCUACCGCAACGGGGACGCCUACACCACCACGCAGGUGUACCACGAGCGGGUGAACACGCACGCCGCCGGCUCCGAGUUCGACUACGCCCGGCACGGCGUGAAGGACGUGUCCAAGCAGCUGCUGGGGCUGCUGGAGCACCCGGCCGUGCGGCUGCGCUUCACCAAGUGCUUCAGCUUCGCCAGCGCCCGCGCCGAGGCCGCCUACCUCACCCAGCGCGCCCGCUUCUUCGGCGACAACGAGGGCCUGGACGACUACAUGGAGGCGCGGGAGGGCAUGCACCUGAAGAACGUGGACUUCCGCGAGCACAUGCUGGCCUUCCCGGACCCGGCGCGGCCGCCCUGGUUCGCCCGCCGCCGCGUCUUCUGGCUGGCGUCGGCGCUGCUGCUCUCCUGGCCGCUGCGCGUGGUGGCGGAGUACCGGACGGCCUAUGUCCACUACCACGUGGAGAAGCUGUUCGGCGACAGCGAGGAGCCCCGGGACGGCGGCGAGACGGGGAACGAGAGCGGCGGCGGCGGGGGCGGAGGAGGGGUGGGCUCCAGCUACCGCGCCAUCUCGCGCGUCAACACGGUGGACAUGACGGAGCUGGAGUGGCACAUCCGCUGCAACCAGCAGAUGGUGCCCAGCUACUCCGAGGCCCUGCUGAUGGACCUGGACUCGGGCGCCAACCCCCCGCCGCCGGCCAACGCCGGCAACGCCGCCGCCCUCGGCGCCGGCUACUUCCUCCAGAGCUGCCCCCGCUGCCGCCGGUCCUCCAGCAGCACCUCGCUCCCCUCGCGCAUCCGGGGCAGCGUGGCCCUGGGCGGGGCCAGCGCGCUGAUGAACGGCACGGUGGCGGGCAUGCGGGCCGGCGGCGGCGGGGGGGGAAGGCUGGUCCUGAGCCGGAGCGGCUUCUCGCUGGGGGGGCGACUCCAGGCCUCGCGCCCCACCUGCCUGUUCCACUCUCUCAGCAUGGGCGGGGGGGUCGGGGGCAGGGGGGGCGACGAGGGCGGCGGGGGCGGGUUCCUGGGCCUGGGGGGCCGGCAGGACGAGGAGAGCAGGGGCGUGCUGGAGGGAGACGGGGAUGACGACGAGGGAGAGGAGGAGGUGGGAGAGAGGGAGGAGGAGGAGGAGCAGGAGCAGGAAGGGGACGGGGAAGAGGCCAGGGAGGGGGAGAGAGACAGACCGCCAGCCUAUCAGGAUGCUUUCUUCUUUCCUGUGCUUAUUGUGCACGGGGAGGAGAGCUGCCAUGGAGGAGUGGGGAUAUGAGAGGGAGAAAGACCUAGAUAGAGGGAGAGAAAGAGAGGGGAAGAGAAGAGAGAGAGGUAAAGGUGGAUAAUGAAAAGCAGAGAGAAGCCAGAGCGGAAGAGGUUAAACCUUAGGUUAAACCUAAGAGAGCACAGUGCCAGAGUAAGGGAGAGAAAUCAAAGGCUGUUCAGAGACGAUUGUAAGGACUGUGGGGGGAAGCAGUUAAACCGACAGUUUCUUCCACAAUUAUUCUCACCCUCGAUAAAGAUGAACAUGGUAAGACUUCAUGAAAUAAAAAAAUCAGAUUACUGAGCUACAUUUCAGUAAGUAGAAGAUGGUCUGCCUUGAUAAUGAUUCAGUGGAAUAAGUCAAAAUAACACUUUUCUCAAAUUGUACAUUAAUUUCCCAAGAAACAGCACAUGUUCACACUCCUGUACUUUUUGCACCCUCCCUUCGUAUGGAUAACAUUACAGAGUAAUCUUUAAUAGUGUGUUAUGAGAUUAAUGAACAUAUUCCAUUGGGAUCUUUGACCAUUCUUUGACCAUCCAGAAUAUUUCAAGAUCCCGCAAAUCCUUCAGGUCUGCACUUGCGGACUGCCCUCUUCAAUUCAAAAGAUUCAAUUCUUCAGUUUAGACCGGGUUCAAGUCCGGGAACUGAGAUGGCUAUUACAUAACCGCAAUAUAGUGGCCAGUUAUUGGAUGAUUUUGAGGUAUGUUUGGGGUCACUGUCUUGCUGAAAGGUUCGUUUGCAGCCAAGUUUGAGUUUCCUGGCAGAGGGAACCAGGUUUGGCCAAAACGGUACUUCCUGGAGUUCAUGAUUCCAUCGACCUUAACCAGAGCCCCAGGCCCCAAGUAGAUGCAAGACAACCAAAAACCAAAACUUCAGACAUCUAUCACCUCAUUUCAUCAUAGGUAUGGCUUUUUUUUCAACAAAAUUGUUCUAAUGAGAAAACCAUCACUGGUAUGAAUGGCCAAAAAGCUCAGUUUUGGUUUAAUCUUUCAGCAAACCCCAUAUAAUUUAUCAUUGAUGGCCCUCAACAGAGGCUUUUUGUACAUGGGUUGUACAAUGUUGCCUCUUUUUUCACACCCAAGUGAAAAAGGAAUCAUGGGAGACCACCACCAUUGAGUUGAACUUUGAAAAAGUGCAUGUUAAUAUUGAAUAGGUUUGUUAAGUUUUAUUAAAAAUAAUGAUUAUGGGCGUGAACAACAGUGACAUAAAGUUUUUUCUCUAAUGAACCGUGUUAGUAUAAAAGAAAAAUGGCUUUAAAAUCUUUAUCAAGGGUGUGAAUACUUUUGGAGUGCACUGCAGCUAGAUAUCACGGCAGGAGUACGUUGUAUUAAUUUUCUUUUCCGCACUAUUACCUUCUGUUUAUGAGAGAAGGGUGAGAACGAUGGAGAAUCAGAUCAUUCUGCCUUUUUCUUCCAGUGCGUGCCUGUCUUCCAGCUAACUGAAACGGAGCACAGACAGCUCAGAGCUGUCCCUGACUCUGAAGCUGUUCAGGAAUGUCUUUUUAUUUUUCGGGAGCCAAAAAUCAGCUCUGUUGCCUUUAUUUUAGUUUUGUGGAAGGAACUAUCGGACAUUGUCCCUCGGAAUCGCUACAUAGCAGAGGAACACGUUUGGAUUUUUCUCUCCCGCUCUCUGUCUCUCUCUCUCUCUCAGACUAGUUCUCUCACACAAAAAACAAAAAACAAAACAAAAGCCGAGUUCUCAUAUCACAUCAGGAAAACUCAUGGACUGCUUUCCGCCAUCAUCACGAUCCGCUGCAUUCUCAAAACACAAAAUGAGUGUCUCAUAAAAGCGCAUGUGAUCAGUAAAGUGUGCGCGAUCUGCCAGGGUCUACAAUCAUAUUUACCUCCGUUGCAUUUCAUUACGUCAAAAGGACCGCAGCAGCAGCAGAAACAACAUCAGCCCAUUUGAAUGCCAUUGAUCUUUUCCGAGCUAUGGCUGAAAAAAUAAAGAAGAGAAGAAUGGAUCUGUUUCUCAGUGCUUCACCUCAAGGCUGGUGGCCUUCAGCCUGAAGUUCGGUCUGGAAGUGCUGCAUCUCUCCUAGCUCCUGUCUCCCUGUCCAGCAGGCUUCUCUGUGGGACGUAAGAGGUGUAUGAGCGCUUUGGAAAACAGCCCAGGGUUCAGACCCAAACAGUCUGUUUGUGGUACGAGCGCAGUCUCUCUACUCCGCCUUUGACCUGUGUGUAGGUCAUAGCCACGCCUUUUUUGUUCAGUCAACUGUAAAAAAAAAAAAAAAGAAAAGAAAAAAGAUUGGUAUGUCGAUUGUGUGUCUGUAAACCUGCUGUGUUGUUCAGCCUGCUUAACUCUAAAUGGAUAACUGUAUUCCAUAUUCAGGAUUGUGGGAGGUGGAAGACUGCAAUUUAACCCUAGCGUGUCGCGAUCUCUCCGCCUGUCUUUGUUUGCGUGCUAACUUACUGACCAAGGGAUGGACCCACCCCCUGACAGAUCGCAGAAUGAAAAGAGGAGGGGUUUAGACAGAGGUACUCAACCCAUCCAGCUUUACUGUUUCUUUGCCUGCUUGUCUUUGUUCCUGAGAAUGGAGAAAGACGGAAAGCAACCGAAGUGAAGGACGAGACAAGAGAAGAGGAAGCUGGGGCAAGAAAGGGGCAAGAGAAAUAUUGCUGUUCCAAGUGAUUUGUAGCGUUACAUUGACUGUCACCACUUGCUUUUUAGUGAAGAAAUCACAUUGUUUUUGCACUUGUUAUUUAAGUUUGUCUCUGCAUCUUGAUGUCAUUGUAAAACACCGUCUUGCCUCACACAAGGGAUUGCUCCCUAACUUGUCCACUGUGCUGUUCAGCAUUGCAGUAUGGAAGUUAGACGUGAUGCAAUUUGCUGUUCUCUCCUUACACAAUGUGUACUCGUGUAUGAUUGGCCCAGACUGGUAACAUGGGCUAUAUUUGUCUUAGUUGAUUGUGAAUUGCAAUCAGAGAAAGCGGACUUGCUGAUUUUGGUCACUGCAACAUUAGCACCAAUUCAUGAAAUGUCUUCAGGACACCUUGUGAUUGACUUUUUUUUUUUUUACACUGCUCUGAAAAUGCUAAACUCUUUCAAAUGCAGAAUUGCAUUGUUUUAUUUUUACUUGACCAUCUCACGAUUGUGCCACAUGGGGGUGGUGUUUUUUUAAAUUAUUAUUUAACCAUAAAUAAAUUUGUUGAAAAUGUAUAAGAAUUUCAUACGUAUGGACUGUUGUAAAAUGAUGUGACGAAUCAGGGCCACUCUGGCUAUGAUGCUCACACACAGGGCAGACAGAAGCCUGGCUUCCAGUCACAUAGCUGCACGUGUGCCAUUCUAAUGUAAACCAGUAACGUAGACUGCAUUCCAUUUUAUUGGGUCUCACUGACUGCUCAAGUGCUACUGACCCCAUAAAAAAAUUAUUACUGUGGAACUUUACCUCCUAUACUUGCCCAUCCCUCAUGGUUUUUCUUUUGCAUAAAUGAGCAGGUGACAUGUGCAUUGGUGCACUAGUGUAUGUUGGAAGGAGGGAUUGUGACGACUGUGCUUUUGCUUUUACCUGUUAUGAAGAGGGAGAGGGAAAGCACAAGUGAACCAUUGCUUCCAGUAGCGGUGGCUAUAUGCAGAUCUGCCAUAUAGCACAGGAAGUGAUUGUUUCCUUUCCCAGCAGGAUCCUUUUAUGAUACCAGAAGACUGCCACCGAAGCGAGAAGCGUAGCAUUGCUAAAGAAGCAUGCAAACCCCAUUCGGAUGACUAUGCAGUUGAGCUAAUGGAAAUCUCCGUUCUACGGUGUGCUGCUCUCCAAUAUUCCUAAUGCAGUUAUAAGCUGGGCACGAAGACUGCACACUGUCCAUUAAAUGUAUAGGUUGUGCAUUUGUUUUUACUUGUUUACUUUUUUUUUUUUUUUUUUUUACAAUUCUUUUGAAAUGUCUUAGUCUUACAGCUCCAGGAUAUUGCCAAGCUUCACCCAGGUUCUCUUAUAUCAAUUCCUCUGCUCAAAAUACUAUUAAGAGCCAUGACCCUGGGUUUAUGCCAACAAAUUCUGCCUUCACUCUCCCUGAAGCGGAUUACAUGAAUAAUUAAAUAACAAUAACUUGUGUCCAUUACUUUUUUUGAGCUGUCAGACUGCAGGUCAUGAUUUAUGUCAGUGGUCGUAUGGUCAUGCCUGGCCUUUGCACUAACCUUCAAUUUCAUCAGGGUUUGGUCAACAUACUGCGGGUCCGCACCAUUUUGCCGUAGAAAUAUUUCAGGCUCGCCUGAGGUAUGGCCGACCAGCUGUGAUUGGUCCAGAAAUAUGCACGCAUGGACACACGUUCAGAGGACUUCAGAAGCCAGAACUUCAGAAUUGUACAACACGGAUCUGUUCAUUGUCUCAGACAUGCACACGAACAUGCACAUGCAUGCGCACACACACACACCAGCCCGGUACAUGCAGUCAUAGCAGGAAAUCUUCGUAUAUGGUUAUUUUAAUUCCUAGUAUAAAUAUUGUUGUUUACAAAUGUAACGUGUUGUACAUGUUUGUCAGAUUUUUUUCUUGUCAGUCUGUUGUCUCUGCUGGAGUGAAUGGUUCUUGCUGUGCUGUAUAUUUUUGAGAUAUCUAUGGUUAUACAACGUCAUGGGGCCUCUGAGAACUGUCAAAGCUGACAUCAUGCCUGAUAUACACCCUGAAAACAAAGGUGGGCUUGCAUCACACCUUCAAAACAUGCCAUUUGUAAGAUUAUCUAACGGGCGGGGUAAAAAGUUUCAUCCACUUUAAUUAAUUUAUUGUGUGUGCCUAACAUCAUAAUUUGAGUACUGGCACUGUAUGACAUACUGUUGUAUUGAUUUCCCACUUUUACAAAAUUUUACAAUGUUGACUAAUUUUAAUAUUGAAUAUUAAAAAAUGACCUUCAAAUCUGCAUCAGAAUUAUCCAAUCAAAUGGUCAUUUUCAAGAUCAGUAUGUAUGUGUGUGUGUGUGUGUGUGUGUGUGAGUGAAUGCCAUUGUUCGAGUGAAUUAUCACGUUUGCCUCUAUUUCAGUCUGUACUUAAGUUCUUUUUUUGAGGGGGGGGGGGGGGGGCACACACUCUCUAGGCACAAACACCACACACACGGUCCAAUACACAUUCAAUCUGGGCAGGAAUCCCAGGGGACGCCUUUACUGUGUUCUCACGAUAUUGAUGUGACAGUGCUGUGAUGUUGAUGUGGCGUCCCAGUUACAUUGUCAGAAUGUUUUUGUGCAAGCAACAUGAAUGUGUACUGACAGUGAAAAGAUUGAUUUUGUAAAGGCAGAGAAUGUGCGUCCCUGAACACAGUAGGACAUAGUUGUGUUUAUCUUGUGGUUAAUGUGGGGAUGAGAGAAACACGGGUGAGACCUUAUCAGAGCUUGAUAAUUAAACACAGAUUUACACCCAAUAUUGAAAACGGUACUCCUGCUACUCCUACUACUAUUACUGUUAAAUGAUGAUGGUGAUGAUGAUGAUGGUGGUGGUGAUGAUGAAGACAUCAAUAAAAUCAAACUGCUUCAUUUAA